Molecule: messenger RNA, 3985 nt
Organism: Pan troglodytes (chimpanzee)
Lineage: Eukaryota; Metazoa; Chordata; Mammalia; Primates; Hominidae
Product: neuroblastoma breakpoint family member 15
Source: RefSeq, a predicted model, not a curated record
UGCUGAAAACUCAUCCCCGUGUGACCUCAAGUAAGCCAUGUAACUCUGUGAACCUUCAGUUUUAUCAUUUUUAAAAUAAAGAAACAUGACAGAUUUUCAUUAUGACACAGAAUGUCAGGUCUCCCAGAUGCCAGAAAAUACAUUUACUUAAAGCCGUUGAUACGUCUUAAAGCAGUUUCCUUACAGUGUCAUUGGAGGACAGCGUGGAGUGCAGAGAGACAUGCUUUGAAAUGGGAUUGAUCCAGUCCUCCUUCCUUCACUACCACAUGAAUGCUGGGCAGCCCAGGGUCAACCCACUGCACCCUCAACUCAGACGGUUACCUGGCACGCUGGCCACAGUCUACCUCACUCUUAUCAGAGUCUGAGCUACUGGCAGUGCUUUCAGCUCUGAGUUCAGGCACCUCGAACCUUGUUUUUGUGGUGAAGGAUCCUAAAGUGCUGUGGGGAGUGAUCACAUUUUUCACAACAUCCCUGGCUCCACCUCUUCUGCCACAAACGUCAGCAUGGUGCUAUCAGCCGGCCCUUGGUCCAGCGAGAAGGCAGAGAUGAACAUUCUAGAAAUCAACGAGAAAUUGUGCCCCCAGCUAGCAGAGAAGAAACAGCAGUUCAGAAACCUCAAAGAGAAAUUUUUUAUAACUCAUGUGUCCUGCUUCCUGGCCAACCAGCAGAACAAAUACAAAUAUGAAGAGUGCAAAGACCUCAUAAAAUCUAUGCUGAGGAAUGAGCGACAGUUCAGGGAGGAGAAGCUUGCAGAGCAGCUCAAGCAAGCUGAGGAGCUCAGGCAAUAUAAAGUCCUGGUUCACUCUCAGGAACGAGAGCUGACCCAGUUAAGGGAGAAGUUACGGGAAGGGAGAGAUGCCUCCCGCUCAUUGAAUCAGCAUCUCCAGGCCCUCCUCACUCCGGAUGAGCCGGACAAGUCCCAGGGGCAGGACCUCCAAGAACAGCUGGCUGAGGGAUGUAGACUGACACAGCACCUUGUCCAAAAGCUCAGCCCAGAAAAUGACAACGAUGACGAUGAAGAUGUUCAAGUUGAGGUGGCUGAGAAAGUGCAGAAAUCGUCUGCCCCCAGGGAGUUGCAGAAGGCUGAAGAAAAGGAAGUCCCUGAGGACUCACUGGAGGAAUGUGCCAUCACUUGUUCAAAUAGCCAUGGCCCUUAUGACUCCAACCAGCCACAUAGGAAAACCAAAAUCACAUUUGAGGAAGACAAAGUCGACUCAACUCUCAUUGGCUCAUCCUCUCAUGUUGAAUGGGAGGAUGCUGUACACAUUAUCCCAGAAAAUGAAAGUGAUGAGGAAGAGGAAGAAAAAGGGCCAGUGUCUCCCAGGAAUCUGCAGGAGUCUGAAGAGGAGGAAGUCCCCCAGGAGUCCUGGGAUGAAGGUUAUUCGACUCUCUCAAUUCCUCCUGAAAUGUUGGCCUCGUACCAGUCUUACAGCAGCACAUUUCACUCAUUAGAGGAACAGCAAGUCUGCAUGGCUGUUGACAUAGGCAGACAUCGGUGGGAUCAAGUGAAAAAGGAGGACCAAGAGGCAACAGGUCCCAGGCUCAGCAGGGAGCUGCUGGAUGAGAAAGAGCCUGAAGUCUGGCAGGACUCACUGGAUAGAUGUUAUUCAACUCCUUCAGGUUAUCUUGAACUGCCUGACUCAUGCCAGCCCUACAGAAGUGCCUUUUACGUAUUGGAGCAACAGCGUGUUGGCUUGGCUCUUGACAUGGAUGAAAUUGAAAAGUACCAAGAAGUGGAAGAAGACCAAGACCCAUCAUGCCCCAGGCUCAGCAGGGAGCUGCUGGAUGAGAAAGAGCCUGAAGUCUUGCAGGACUCACUGGAUAGAUGUUAUUCGACUCCUUCAGGUUAUCUUGAACUGCCUGACUUAUGCCAGCCCUACAGAAGUGCUGUUUACUCAUUGGAGGAACAGUACCUUGGCUUGGCUCUUGACGUGGACAGAAUUAAAAAGGACCAAGAAGAGGAAGAAGACCAAGGCCCACCAUGCCCCAGGCUCAGCAGGGAGCUGCUGGAGGUAGUAGAGCCUGAAGUCUUGCAGGACUCACUGGAUAGAUGUUAUUCAACUCCUUCCAGUUGUCUUGAACAGCCUGACUCCUGCCAGCCCUAUGGAAGUUCCUCUUAUGCAUUGGAGGAAAAACAUGUUGGCUUUUCCCUUGACGUGGGAGAAAUUGAAAAGAAGGGGAAGGGGAAGAAAAGAAGGGGAAGAAGAUCAAACCCACCAUGCCCCAGGCUCAGCGGUGUGCUGAUGGAAGUGGAAGAGCCUGAAGUCUUACAGGACUCACUGGAUAGAUGUUAUUCGACUCCGUCAAUGUACUUUGAACUACCUGACUCAUUCCAGCACUACAGAAGUGUGUUUUACUCAUUUGAGGAACAGCACAUCAGCUUCGCCCUUGACGUGGACAAUAGGUUUUUUACUUUGAUGGUGACAAGUCUCCACCUGGUCUUCCAGAUGGGAGUCAUAUUCCCACAAUAAGCAGCCCUUACUAAGCCGAGAGAUGUCAUUCCUGCAGGCAGGACCUAUAGGCACGUGAAGAUUUGAAUGAAACUAUAGUUCCAUUUGGAAGCCCAGACAUAGGAUGGGUCAGUGGGCAUGGCUCUAUUCCUAUUCUCAGACCAUGCCAGUGGCAACCUGUGCUCAGUCUGAAGACAAUGGACCCAAGUUAGGUGUGACACGUUCACAUAACUGUGCAGCACGUGCCGGGAGUGAUCAGUCAGACAUUUUAAUUUGAACCACGUAUCUCUGGGUAGCUACAAAGUUCCUCAGGGGUUUCAUUUUGCAGGCAUGUCUCUGAGCUUCUAUACCUGCUCAAGGUCAGUGUCAUCUUUGUGUUUAGCUCAUCCAAAGGUGUUACCCUGGUUUCAAUGAACCUAACCUCAUUCUUUGUAUCUUCAGUGUUGAAUUGUUUUAGCUGAUCCAUCUGUAACACAGGAGGGAUCCUUGGCUGAGGAUUGUAUUUCAGAACCACCAACUGCUCUUGACAAUUGUUAACCCGCUAGGCUCCUUUGGUUAGAGAAGCCACAGUCCUUCAGCCUCCAAUUGGUGUCAGUACUUAGGAAGACCACAGCUAGAUGGACAAACAGCAUUGGGAGGCCUUAGCCCUGCUCCUCUCGAUUCCAUCCUGUAGAGAACAGGAGUCAGGAGCCGCUGGCAGGAGACAGCAUGUCACCCAGGACUCGGCCAGUGCAGAAUAUGAACAAUGCCAUGUUCUUGCAGAAAACGCUUAGCCUGAGUUUCAUAGGAGGUAAUCACCAGACAACUGCAGAAUGUAAAACACUGAGCAGGACAACUGACCUGUCUCCUUCACACAGUCCAUAUCACCACAAAUCACACAACAAAAAGGAGGAGAGAUAUUUUGGGUUCAAAAAAAGUAAAAAGAUAAUGUAGCUGCAUUUCUUUAGUUAUUUUGAACCCCAAAUAUUUCCUCAUCUUUUUGUUGUUGUCAUUGAUGGUGGUGACAUGGACUUGUUUAUAGAGGACAGAUCAGCUGUCUGGCUCAAUGAUCUACAUUCUGAAGUUGUCUGAAAAUGUCUUCAUGAUUAAAUUCAGCCUAAACGUUUUGCCGGGAACACUGCAGAGACAAUGCUGUGAGUUUCCAACCUCAGCCCAUCUGCGGGCAGAGAAGGUCUAGUUUGUCCAUCAGCAUUAUGAUAUCAGGACUGGUUACUUGGUUAAGGAGGGGUCUAGGAGAUCUGUCCCUUUUAGAGACACCUUACUUAUAAUGAAGUAUUUGGGAAAGCGGUUUUCAAAAGUAGAAAUGUCCUGUAUUCCGAUGAUCAUCCUGUAAACAUUUUAUCAUUUAUUAAUCAUCCCUGCCUGUGUCUAUUAUUAUAUUCAUAUCUCUACGCUGGAAACUUUCUGCCUCAAUGUUUACUGUGCCUUUGUUUUUGCUAGUGUGUGUUGUUGAAAAAAAAAAACAUUCUCUGCCUGAGUUUUAAUUUUUGUCCAAAGUUAUUUUAAUCUAUACAAUUAAAAACUUUUGCCUAUCA